Zootoca vivipara (common lizard) is the source of this 2049-nucleotide messenger RNA. It is a transcript of the gene MFAP2, whose product is annotated as microfibril associated protein 2. Gene Ontology annotation, cellular component: microfibril. NCBI's taxonomy places the organism in Eukaryota, Metazoa, Chordata, Lepidosauria, Squamata, Lacertidae. Gene Ontology annotation, biological process: embryonic eye morphogenesis. The record is from RefSeq and is a predicted model, not a curated record.
CAUAGCACGCCAGGCACUCCUGUCUUGCACUGCCUCCCGCAGUUUGGUCAAACUCAUGUUCGUAGCUUCCAACUGUCCAACCAUCUCAUCCUCUGUCGUCCCCUUCUCCUAGUGCCCUCCAUCUUUCCCAACAUCAGGGUCUUUUCCAGGGAGUCUUCUCUUCUCAUGAGGUGGCCAAAGUAUUGGAGCCUCAGCUUCAGGAUCUGUCCUUCCAGUGAGCACUCAGGGCUGAUUUCCUUCAGAAUGGAUAGGUCUGAUCUUCUUGCAGUCCAUGGGACUCUCAAGAGUCUCCUCCAGCACCAUAAUUCAAAAGCAUCAAUUCUUCGGCAAUCAGCCUUCUUUAUGGUCCAGCUCUCACUUCCACCCUACAUUGACAUUGUCUGCCCUACCUUUUACCAACUUCUCAAGAAGGCUUUGUGGAAAGCCAUAAUGAAAUCAAGAUGUUUUACAUUCACAGCUUUCCCCUGAUCCACCAAAGCUUGCAACUCUUAUCAAAAACAGAAGUAAGGUUGUUCUGGCAUAACUUGUUCUUUAGAAGCCCAUGCUUGCUCUAGUGACCACAGUAUACUUUUCUAAGCCUUCACGGACCAAUUGUUUAAUUAUCUGUUGUAAAGACCUGUGCUGGUAUCAAAGUCAGCCUGUCUGAUUUGUAGUUCCCUGGGUCCUCUCCCCCCACCCCCCACCCCCUUCUGAAGAUUGGGACAUUUGCAUGCAUCCAGUCUGCAGAGACCUCACCUGUUGUUCUUCCCUGUUUCUCCUCUCUGGUUUUAAUUAAGUGGGAUGGGGUUGAAAUAUGUGGAAACCCGCUGCCUUUAAAGCAAGGGUAGCAUUAGGACCCAGGGGAGAGGCUGCAUUGCAAGACAGAUUUCUUUCCCCCUCUCUUGAAAGUGGGCAAAAGAGAUCCAGGCUCUGGGAGGAUAGCAGGGGGACUGAGAAGAGAAGAGACCUUUCAGACCAGUGCUUCUUCCCCAGCCCAGCACGACUGCCCCAGACUGAGAAUGAGGAGGACACUGAAUCUCUUCCUCCUGUGCCUGCCAGCAGCACUCCUGGCUCAAGGGCAGUACGACAUCGAGGACCCGGCCUACCAUGACACACCUUACGUGCCUUACGAAAUAGACAGUCAAGAUUAUUAUGAUUAUGCUGGUAAUGCAGACAUUGCUCCGCAGACCCCGGAGGAGCAGUAUCAGUACCAGUCCCAACAGCAGAACCAGCAGGAAGUCAUCCCUGCGCCAACCCAAGGUGUUCCCGAGACAGAGCCCACUGAACCAGGCCCCCUCGACUGCCAGGAGGAGCAGUACCCUUGCACCAGACUCUACUCGGUCCACAAGCCUUGCAAACAGUGCCUGAACGAAAUCUGCUUUUACAGUCUCCGCCGCGUUUACGUGAUCAAUAAGGAGAUCUGCGUCCGCACAAUCUGUGCCCAUGAAGAGCUGCUCAGAGCCGACCUUUGCAGGGACAAGUUCUCCAAGUGUGGUGUCAUGGCGAACAGCGGCCUCUGCCAGAGCGUGGCCACCUCCUGUGUCAGAAGCUGUGGAGGCUGCUGAGCUGGCGCUGGACGAGAGGGGAGGCCUUUCUGCACCAUGGACGCCGCCGCAGGAGCCGACCCCCGGAAGAGGGAGAGCAACUCAGCCGCAAGACUGCCUGUUUUGUCUGGCGUUUUCCUCCUCCUGCUUGGCCUCACAGGAAGUCAUUGGUGCUAUUUGAGGCGGUGGCCGGGGGGGGGAGCAAGGGCAGAGUCCCACCUUGUGCACAUUCAUAGUCUAGUGUGUUUAAUUUUCAUUACUUUUUUUUUAUUAAAAAAACAACGGUGCUAGAGGGAAAGCAGCUUAACCUGUGAUUCACGGGUACUGCAGGGCCGGUGGGAUAUUAAAAACCACCAGGAGGACCAAGGGGAUAUUGUGACCCCCAUUUCCAUUAACCCCCCCCCCAUGAAGCGCAACCAAAGGUCAGGGUGCAGCUGUUUUUACUUUCCCCAUAGCUGUAAGCCCACUUUUUGUAUGAUUCCCCCUCCCUACUUUUCUACAAAACGUUUAAAUAAAUAAAACAAAC